This is a messenger RNA of Struthio camelus australis, 957 nucleotides long. It is a transcript of the gene PRSS54, whose product is annotated as serine protease 54. The record is from RefSeq and is a predicted model, not a curated record. Gene Ontology annotation, molecular function: serine-type endopeptidase activity. Gene Ontology annotation, biological process: proteolysis. NCBI's taxonomy places the organism in Eukaryota, Metazoa, Chordata, Aves, Struthioniformes, Struthionidae.
AUGCGAGGUCUCGUGUUGCUGUGUCUGUCCCAGUCCACUGUGGCAGCCUGUGGGAUCCAGGCCACCGUGUCCCCCUCGCGAUCAACACAGGAGUUUGCCACUGUGGCCCAGUUCCCGUGGGUGGUGGCACUGCAGGACCCGCAGCAUGACCACCUGGCCUUCGGCUCCAUCCUGAGUGAGCACUGGCUCCUUAGCGUUGCGUCCAGGCUGCAGAGCAGGCAGCAGGUGUUGGCCGUGGUUGGGCUAAGUGACAUGAAGAGGCGAUGGGAGGACCAGCCCCAGUAUUGGAUCAGCUCCAUCAUCCCCCACGAGGACUUCGACAAGAUCACGCUCUACAAUAACAUAGCUCUGCUCAGGACAGCCACCCCGCUGGAGUUCAACGACACCGUUCAGCCCAUCUGCUUCCCCCAGAGAAGCCUUUCUAAGUCAGACCUCGUGAACUGCUGGGUCUCGGGCUGGCUCCAUCCCAUGGCAGCCAGGGGGAAGUGCUGCGGUGGCUUUCUGAGGAUGAUCUCUGUGGUGGAUGUGGAUCCCUGCCCACUGAAAAGGAUCACUACAACCGAGUGCUGCAGCCACAGGGACUCCGAUAAUGUGACAGGCUGCUUGGGUGACCCAGGCAACCCUGUCAUGUGUCAGAUUAAGGGUACUGAGAAAUGGGUCCUGAAAGGAGUGCUCAGUGAGGGCGGCAUGAGAUGCUAUGGACCAUUCUUGUACACGAUAGUGUCCUACUACAGCGACUGGAUCUUGGCCACCACAGAAAGGGCAGGAGCUCCUGUGUUCCCCACACUAGUCAGAGCGAGAGCUGUUCUGCAGGCUCCCCCUGAAGAGUGGGAAGAAGCUUUCAAACUAGCAGUGAGAGUAUUUCAGGAAGAUGGUUCCAACCUCAAGCAGGAAAAGACACGCCUGAACUCAUCUGAGGAUGGGCCAGCUGGCAGCAUGUUACAUCUACCCACUUGA